This is a messenger RNA of Caenorhabditis elegans, 1046 nucleotides long. RefSeq names its product Serpentine Receptor, class H (gene srh-35). The coding region runs from base 1 to 1008 and encodes 335 amino acids. The record is from RefSeq and is marked reviewed. The transcript is spliced from 5 exons. Lineage: Eukaryota; Metazoa; Nematoda; Chromadorea; Rhabditida; Rhabditidae.
AUGAAUAAUUCACGUUCAAUUUGGAAUGAAAAUCCGAUUAUUUAUAACACUAUCAAGCGAGUUUUUGCGUUUUCGAUAGCUAUAAUUUUUCCAUUCACUCAUUAUUGUGUGCUCACGAAGUCUCCGAAAAGUUUCGGGAUUUUGAAAUGGAUAAUUUAUUUUCAUUGCUGUUGCGUCACGUUUGAAUGGCUCAAUAACGCGUUUCUGAUUGAUAUCAUGAACUUCCAACCGACCGUACUGAUUCGAGUGGACGGAUUCUUAAACUCCCUGGUAGAUCCUGCAACUCUGUAUUUUAUGAACUUUUCUGUGGAAAACGUAGCAUGCACAUCAGCCCUGAUCUUGUUCACAAGUCGGUUGUUUAAGAUUUUCAACAUGUACCGAUCUCAUUGUUCCUGGCAACGAUAUUUUAGCGAAGGCCUAGUCUACUCGGCUGUUGCUGGAAUAGGGCUCUGGACUAUACCGACGACUGUUUGGGGUCUGCCAAAUCAGUAUACUGAGAAGCUGAGUAUUGUGUCUAGCGGAAAGUUCUAUCCCGACUGCUUAUGGGAUUCAACUGUGGUUGUAACAAGUGGGAGUGACUCGGAAAGUGAAAAUUUUGUUUCAAUUCUCAUAAUUUUGAACUCGAUAUCUAUUGGAAUAGUAAUAUUUGCGUCGGCAAAAGCCGCUUUUCAUUUUCUUGCAAAGCGGAUGGAAGCGCAAAACGCGUCUGUAACUACAAGGAGGAUGCACCAGAAGUUCAAUGAGCGGACUAUUUUUCAGGCAACACUUUAUCUCUCCUUUAUGUGCAUUCCAUUUAUCAUGAUCUACAUCACUCUUCUUCUCAACGUUAGAAUCCAAGGACUCGCAUAUUUUAUAGACUUUGCGUUUGAAAAUCGUCCGGUGGCUUGUAUCAUCUCGUUUUUUUUGUAUUAUGAUCCUUAUCGGAAUUAUUUGCUGGAAGUUGUACGAUAUAAGUCGAGACGUAGAGUGAUCAAUAGUUCAACCGCUGUUGCCAUUACUUCUUCUUGAUUUCUACGUUUUUUUAUUCAAAAAUAAAGUUUUUGCAU